This is a messenger RNA of Alexandromys fortis (reed vole), 805 nucleotides long. It is a transcript of the gene Srarp, whose product is annotated as steroid receptor associated and regulated protein. The coding region runs from base 1 to 642 and encodes 213 amino acids. Gene Ontology annotation, cellular component: cytoplasm; nucleus. The transcript has 3 exons. Gene Ontology annotation, biological process: positive regulation of intracellular estrogen receptor signaling pathway. Gene Ontology annotation, molecular function: nuclear estrogen receptor binding. NCBI's taxonomy places the organism in Eukaryota, Metazoa, Chordata, Mammalia, Rodentia, Cricetidae. The record is from RefSeq and is a predicted model, not a curated record.
AUGUUAGAGCCGGGCGGAACCGACCUCGCCGGCUUCCCGGCACUGACUUCCGUCGCCGGCACAGCGCUACACUACGUGCGCGAUCGCCGACAUGCGCAUGCGCCUAGCCAGCCGAAAGUUCUCCUCUCAGACUGUGGCAGCAGGGCUUCCUCAACAGAGCCCCAGGACCGGGGAGCCAGCCUCAAGGAGUCUAGCCUGGAGAUGAGCUGUGCUAUGCAGCCGGCGGGCCCCCAAAAGGCUGUCCCCACAGCUCACCUCACUGUCGUUAUUGACUGUGCUACUGGAAAGCAGAUCUCCCUGGCGGCACCCCCAGUGCCACCCCAAGCAUCAAGACCCAGCCAGGGAUGUGUCACUCCGCCCAUGAAGACUUUUGUUAUGUUCUGUGGAGAAAACACGCUGCGUGGGACUCAAGACUUUCCGCUCAGUUGCAGGCCUCUUGCCGGGACCAAAGAUACCGUGCCAUCCGACAGAGGACUCCCAGCUCCAGCUUCCCUCCCUGCCAGUCCGCCGAGUCCCCAAGACGAUCCUCAAGCCCAAAGGAGCUUCUUGAAGCCUGGAGCUACUGAAAGGCGCGCAGUUUGGGACACAGUUAAAUGCUCACUCCAAGCGCUCUCUGCCUGUGUCUGUGGGCAGGCUGAGUAGUUUGGCCGGAUCUGUGGGGGUGGGGGAGAACCUGGGAAUGCUGUAGUCUUUGGAGUCUGAGCCCAGGAAGGCAUCCUGGAUGUGUUGAAGGAUGUAAGAGCCAGUCACGUCUCUGUCCUCUUCCCCAUCCUCUGCCAGGCUCUCAGCUAAGGCCAGGCAUGGU